GGCCUUCGUUUUCCCCUAAUUUCUUGGAGCAGUUCAAGCUCUUGUAUUUAUCCGAGUGAGCUUAUAGCUAGAGUCGGACAUAUAAUUUAAUGGAGGGAUAUAGUAACCAGGUGAGCGAAAGCACAGGUUCAAGGCCUAAUUUCUCGUACUCCUUCGCUACAGUUGGAGGCUCAAGUGCGGGAAGCCAUCAUCAGUCGCCCAGAACUACCUUUCAUCUCCAGUCAGGUGGAUCUGAGUGUCAUCAAUCUGUGAAAACCGAAGCCAACACCUCCAAUCACUCUCAGAUUUUCCACCAUCCUUUGAUCAGACAAAGCCUCCAGACUCAUGGAGGCAGCCAAACUUCUGACGAAGUUGAAUCUCUCAAAGCUAAAAUCAUUGCUCAUCCUCACUAUUCUAACCUUCUGGAAGCUUACAUGAACUGCCACAAGGUAGGAGCUCCGCCGGAAGUGGUGGCACGUCUGACUGCGGCAAGGCAAGAGUUCGAGGCACGACAGCGAUCUUCGGUCAGAUCCAGGGAAACUUGCAAGGACCCAGAACUUGACCGAUUUAUGGAAGCUUAUUAUGACAUGCUCGUGAAGUACGGGGAGGAAUUAACAAGGCCAAUUCAAGAGGCAAUGGAUUUCAUACGCAACAUCGAAGCUCAGCUCAAUAUACUUUCUAAUGGACCUGUGCGCAUCUUCCCUGAAGACAAGGGCGACGGUGUGGAUUCAUCUGAAGAGGAUCAAGAUAACAGCGGCGGAGAAGCAGAAAUGGCCGGAAUUGAUCCUCGAGCUGAAGAUCGCGAGCUUAAGAACCACUUGCUAAGAAAGUACAGUGGGUACUUGGGUAGCCUGAAGCAAGAACUUUCAAAGAAAAAGAAGAAAGGAAAGCUGCCUAAAGAUGCCAGGCAAAAGCUUCUGAACUGGUGGGAAUUACACUACAAAUGGCCCUAUCCUUCGGAAUCAGAGAAAGUGGCACUGGCAGAAUCAACGGGGUUGGAUCAGAAGCAAAUAAAUAACUGGUUCAUAAAUCAAAGGAAGCGGCACUGGAAGCCAUCAGAAGACAUGCAAUUUAUGGUGAUGGAAGGCAUGCAUCAACAGAAUCCCGCUUUCUACAUGGACGCCCACUACAUGGCCGAUGCUCGCUACCGUCUAGGACCAUGAUUAUUGCCUGUGCCUUUCCAUAUAACAUAUUUAUUGAAGCACAAGUCUUCGUUUAAUUUGUUGUGCAGUGUGAGAAUACAUGAUAGAGCAGUAAUCUUGUAAUAUGAUAUAUUUUCCAAUGGUUGUCUGCUAUUCUGAGUAUCGGGUACAAACAAUUUGUUCAGAUGUUGUUGGACCCUGGUCUUGAGUGAAGGAUUGCAGGAGAUUAUUGUCAUUGCGUUACGUGUCUGACUAAUGCAAUCGCAGAACGAAGGUGAAAUUCAAUAUUCAACGUUGCGAGGGA
Messenger RNA from Neltuma alba, 1425 nucleotides. RefSeq names its product homeobox protein knotted-1-like 2. The transcript is spliced from 5 exons. Lineage: Eukaryota; Viridiplantae; Streptophyta; Magnoliopsida; Fabales; Fabaceae. Gene Ontology annotation, cellular component: nucleus. Bases 90 to 1142 code for a protein of 350 amino acids. Gene Ontology annotation, molecular function: DNA binding; DNA-binding transcription factor activity, RNA polymerase II-specific. The record is from RefSeq and is a predicted model, not a curated record. Gene Ontology annotation, biological process: regulation of DNA-templated transcription.